UCUUUCCUUCUUACUUAAAACCCUAGCCAGCCCCCUAAAAACCCCACCGAACAAGAUAUAGAAAAAAAACCCCAUCUUUUUCGCAGUUGAAUUCAGAACCAUGAAACAAGAAACAUCAGGUGGUUCGGGCACGGUGGUUUCAGGGCGGCAUAGAACGACACCACAUCUUCCCAACAAUCCGGAUUACGAGCCUUUGAGGGAGCUUUUUAGUCAUCACAUUCAGUCAUUUGAUCAUUUUAUUGAAUAUGGUUUAGAGAAAGCACUUAUGUCUAUCAAACCCAUUGAUGUUCUUGAUUCCAACACCCAAUUGAACCUUAGAAUUUGGUUUGAGAAACCGGAGCUGUAUCCUCCUCUAAAGGAACGAAAUUCUAAGACUCAACAAUAUAUUUAUCCCGUCGAGUGUAGACAUGCUAAAACAUCGUAUACUGGUAAGUUUUUAGUGAAUGUCUGCUUCAAAUAUGGUGAUGGGCCUAAUGGAGCUGUAAUUAGAGAAAAGUUCAAUUUUGGGCAGUUGCCUAUUAUGUUGAAGUCAAAACUUUGUCACCUAAGAGGUGCUGAUCCCGAUAGACUCGUGGCUUGUAAAGAAGAACCAUCAGAAAUGGGCGGGUACUUCAUACUAAACGGGCUUGAGAGAGUUGUCCGGCUAUUAGUAGUGCCAAAAAGAAACUAUCCGACUAGUAUGGUCAGAAGUGCUUUUCGCAAUCGAAGAGAAGGGUUCACAGAUAAAGCUGUGGUGAUAAGAUGUGUUAGAGAAGAUCAAUCAGCUGUAACAGUCAACUUGUAUUAUAUUAAUAAUGGGAGUGCAAGGGUGGGAUUUCGGAUCCGAGGGAGGGAAAACCUGUUACCUGUAGGCCUCGUUUUGAAGGCCCUUAUAGAUACUACUGAUCAUGAAAUUUUCAUGAGUUUGACAUCGGUGUACAAUGAUAAAUACGAAAAUGCAAAAGGUUCAGUUGGUACUCAGAUUUUGGGUGAAAGGGCUAAAAUUAUUCUUAAUGAAGUCAAAGACCUUUCUCUAUUUACCCGCAGACAAUGUUUGGAGUACAUUGGAGAGUACUUCAAGCCGUUUAUGGAUGGUAUGGAAAGGGAAAGUCACUAUGCUGUUGCUGAUGCUGUUUUGAGAGAAUUUAUAUUAGUUCAUCUUGAUAACAAUCAUGAUAAGUUUAAUCUUCUAAUCUUCAUGGUCCAAAAGCUUUUCUCGUUCAUUGAUCAAACCUCUAUCCCAGACAACCCUGAUGCAUUGCAAACACAGGAAGUUUUGCUGCCAGGUCACUUGGUUACGAUAUAUGUAAAGGAAAAGUUACAAGAAUGGCUACUGAAAGCUAAACGACUGCUUCAAGAUGAAGCUGAUAACAGAAAGAAAAACUUUGAGUUUGGUAGCUUAGCUGACAUUAAGAAAGCACUGGAUAAAAAUCCGGCAAAACAAGUUGGUUCAGCGGUUGAAAAUAUGUUAAAAACUGGAAGAUUAGUUACACAGUCGACUCUUGAUUUAAAAGAGAAAGCUGGUAUGACAGUCCAAGCAGAAAGACUCAACUUUCUCCGUUUCUUGUCACAUUUUAGAGCCGUUCAUAGAGGUUCAUCUCUUGCAGGGCUUCGCACCACAAGUGUGCGUAAGCUGUUACCAGAGUCAUGGGGUUUUGUAUGCCCUGUCCACACACCUGAUGGCUCUCCGUGUGGACUGCUAAAUCAUAUGACUGCCUCAUGCCGUAUUACCUCUUAUUAUGAUUCAGAAGGAAAAAUUAGAGAUUUUUCAAGAAUACAGAAGUCUAUUUUUGAUGUUUUGGUUGCUGCAUCCAUGAUCCCUUCCUUGCCGAAACUUGUGAAAGCUGGCCCUCCUGAGUUUCUUCAUGUUUUACUUGAUGGGCGAGUUGUUGGUGCAAUGCCCAAUGAUAGAGUUGAGAAAGCAGUCAGCCACUUACGGAAGUUAAAACUAUCUGCAACUUCAGCGAUACCUGAAGAUCUGGAGGUGGGAUAUGUACCUAUUAGCAUGGGCGGAGCGUUUCCUGGUCUCUACCUAUUCACAAGUCCUGCAAGAUUUGUCCGGCCCGUUAGACAGAAGUUGUUACCUGCUGAAGAGAAGAACAAUAUUGAACUGAUUGGUCCCUUUGAACAGGUCUAUAUGGAAAUAGAGUGUCCAGAUGGAGGCAAUGGUGGGAGAUUAAGUGAUUUUCCUGCCACUCAUGAAGAAAUUCAUCCAACAGGAAUACUUAGUGUUGUUGGCAAUCUUACUCCUUGGUCUGAUCAUAAUCAGAGCCCAAGAAAUAUGUACCAGUGUCAGAUGGCAAAACAAACAAUGGGUUUCUCUUCACAAGGAAUCAAUUGUCGUGCAGAUCAAAAGCUAUACCACCUUCAGACCCCUCAAACCCCAAUUGUGCGCACUGCUACAUAUGAAAAAUAUAGGAUUGACGACUCUCCGUUAGGGACAAAUGCCAUUGUGGCAGUGUUGGCUUAUUCAGGAUAUGAUAUGGAAGAUGCCAUGGUUUUAAAUAAGUCAUCUGUUGAUCGUGGCUUUGCUCAUGGUCACAUUUACCAGACUGAAUCUAUUGAUUUGGCUGAUGAGAGGAGCAAGUCUGAUCGUUCAAAUAAAGUAUUUAGAAGGAGCAACCUAGAUAAGAAGACACAUGAAUUCAUUGAUAUAGAAGGGCUCCCGUAUGUUGGGCAGAGGAUAAAACCAGGCGAACCGUAUUAUAGUGUGUAUAAUGAAGUCACAAGUACUUCAUUCAAUCAAAAGUUGAAGGGUUCAGAACCUGUCGUAGUUGAUUAUGUUGCUGUGGAUGCUAGAAAACAAGGACAACUACAAAAGGCAAACAUACGUUUACGUCGUAGUAGAAAUCCUGUAAUUGGUGAUAAAUUUAGUAGUAGACACGGACAGAAAGGUGUAUGCUCUCAACUAUGGCCCGAUGUUGAUAUGCCCUUUUCAGGAGUUACUGGAAUGCGGCCUGAUCUUAUCAUUAAUCCUCAUGCAUUUCCUUCAAGAAUGACAAUUGCAAUGCUUUUAGAAUCUAUUGCUGCAAAGGGAGGUGCAUUACAUGGAAAUUUUGUGGAUGCAACACCUUUUUCUAGCUCGGUUAAGAAACCAGACGGAACCUUAGAAAAUGAAAGUGAUUCACUUGUCAAUGAACUUGGUUCAAUGUUAACUGCCCGUGGGUUUAAUCAUUAUGGUGUAGAAGUUUUAUACAGUGGAUUUUAUGGGACAGAAUUGACAUGUGAGAUCUUCAUUGGUCCUGUAUAUUAUCAAAGACUUCGACAUAUGGUUUCUGACAAGUUUCAGGUUAGGUCAACUGGAACCGUUGAUCAAGUUACACGUCAGCCUAUAAAAGGAAGAAAGAAAGGAGGUGGUAUCCGAUUUGGUGAGAUGGAACGUGACUCGCUUCUUGCGCAUGGGGCAGCAUAUUUAUUGCAUGAUAGGCUUCACACGAGUUCUGAUCAUCACAUAGCUGACAUCUGCUCUAUUUGUGGAAGCAUCCUUACAACUUCCCUCAUCCAACACCAGAAAAAAGUAAUGAGGGAGAUUGCUGGGCUGCCACCUGGUAGAAUCCCGAAAAAAGUGACAUGUGUUUCUUGUCAGACGAGUAAAGGCAUGGAAACAGUUGCUAUGCCUUACGUCUUUAGAUAUUUGGCAGCAGAACUGGCGGCCAUGAACAUACGAAUGACUCUCCAACUAAGUAAUAGAGCGGGUUCUUAAAACCAUUCUCAUGACGCCUUCAUUUUUUAAACAAUUUUGAAACAUCUUUCAAAUCAUAGACAAUAUAAACUUUUGGAUGCACAAAAUAGGUGCUUGCCAGUAGCUAGAUAAACCGGAAUGUUUAUAGUGUUGUGUAAGAUCUCAUCUUAUUUGAUUCUCUUCUUUCUAUUGUGUUUUUGAUACUUAAAACAGUUUUUAUAUUUAAUUCCAGCCUUAAAAGAUGGAAUGUUUUGUGAGA
Erigeron canadensis is the source of this 3920-nucleotide messenger RNA. RefSeq names its product DNA-directed RNA polymerase I subunit 2. Gene Ontology annotation, cellular component: RNA polymerase I complex; nucleus. Bases 101 to 3682 code for a protein of 1193 amino acids. Gene Ontology annotation, molecular function: DNA binding; ribonucleoside binding; DNA-directed RNA polymerase activity. The record is from RefSeq and is a predicted model, not a curated record. NCBI's taxonomy places the organism in Eukaryota, Viridiplantae, Streptophyta, Magnoliopsida, Asterales, Asteraceae. The transcript has 27 exons. Gene Ontology annotation, biological process: DNA-templated transcription.